AGAAAAAUACUAGGCGGCAGGGAAACUCGGGCAGCGGCGAUGGCGGCGGCGGCAGCGGCGACGGCGGUGGUGGUGGAGGGCCUGGCCCCACCAGCAGCAGCAGCAGCAGCUGCAGCAGCAGCGGCGGCGGCGGCAGCAGCAGCAGCAGCGGCGGCAGUGGCGGCGGCGGCGGCAGCAGCGGCGGCGGCGGCAGCGGCGGCGGCGGCGGCGGCAGCGGCGGCGGCGGCGGCGGCUAGGGUCUUUGCUGGCGAGCAUUGCACAGCACAGUGUAUGGUAGGCAGCAGCAGUGAGGAGUGUUGGGGCUAGAGGAUUUCCUGCUGUUUGGUUUAGUGCUGGCUGUGCUUGUGCUUGACAGCGGGACGUGGCUGGACGCAUUACGGCGGGCCGUGCCUGUACAAACCGACCCCGGCUGUGUCCGGGAGAUGAGGUAGACGCUUGCGGCCUCAGACUUUAUAUGUGGCUCAGCCAUGUUUCCCAUGCGAGGGAAGAGAUUUUGUCGCAUGAUUUACGCUGUCCAACUCUGUCCUGGCACGCCAGGCAAGACGCUGAGACCUGGGACAAGCAAGAGCAGAGGGGAUGAAAGACGAGUUCCCGUUGUGAUGGCUGUAAUCCCGACCCACA
This is a messenger RNA of Chlamydomonas reinhardtii, 621 nucleotides long. RefSeq lists its product as uncharacterized. The transcript has a single exon. The record is from RefSeq and is a predicted model, not a curated record. Gene Ontology annotation, molecular function: ice binding. The coding region runs from base 40 to 306 and encodes 88 amino acids. NCBI's taxonomy places the organism in Eukaryota, Viridiplantae, Chlorophyta, Chlorophyceae, Chlamydomonadales, Chlamydomonadaceae.